This is a messenger RNA of Carassius carassius (crucian carp), 1576 nucleotides long. RefSeq names its product putative per-hexamer repeat protein 5. Bases 165 to 1322 code for a protein of 385 amino acids. NCBI's taxonomy places the organism in Eukaryota, Metazoa, Chordata, Actinopteri, Cypriniformes, Cyprinidae. The record is from RefSeq and is a predicted model, not a curated record. Gene Ontology annotation, molecular function: ubiquitin binding. The transcript has 2 exons.
AAUUUCUUUAGAAAACUCCUGUACAAAAAAUAAGUGAUUGGAGGUGGUGCAGUGCAGAUGAAGAUGUUAAUCCCCCUCCGAAUUUGCCCACUCCAUCUUUCCUCAACAACCCACAACCAGUGAAUGAGGUCAAGAACCCCUCACAACCUCCAGCAGCAGAGAGCAUGGGAGAAUGUAGUCCACCAGCCAUCGCUGAUCAAGAGAAUCAUGCAUCUUCACCUGAUCAAGAGAGUGUGUCAGUAUGUGACAUACAAACUGCUCAGCAGCGCCACCUAGAAGACAAUUGGGUUGAGGGUCAUGAAUUGUCAGAUGAACAGAGUGACAAAUUUGACCAAGUGGGGAAAGUCACAAAAGGAUCUGGAGCAGGAUUGGAUGUGCAAUCUGGAGCAGGGAAGGGGGUAAAAACAGGUGCAGGAGGAUCUGGAUCAUGGUUAAGAACAAUAUCUGAAGCAGAAGGAUCGGUAUCAGGCAUGGGAACAAAACAAGGAUCAAGUGGAUCUGGAUCAGGGCAGAAAGCAAAAUCUGGAACAGGAGGGUAUGGAGCAGGUCAGCGAGCAAAAUCUGGAGUAAGAGGAUCUGGAUUGGUGCUGGGAGCAAAAUCUGGAGUGGGAUUGGAUGCAGAAUCUGAACCAGGGAAGGGGGUAAAAACCGGUGCAGGAGGAUUUCAAGCAUUUUCAAGCAUGGGAACAAAACACAGAGCAAGGGGAUCUGGAUCAGGGCAGAGAGCAAAAUCAGGGGUAGGAGGAUUUGAAUCAGGGCUGGGAACUAAUUCAAGAGAAAGUGGAACUGGAUUGGGGCAGGGUACAAAAUCUGGAUUGAAUUUGGGGCAAAAAUCAGCAACAAAAGAAUCUGGAGCAGCGUCUGGAUCAGGACUGGGAACAAAAUUAAUAGCAGAAGGAUCCGGAACAGCAACUGGAACAGGACUGGGAACAAAAUCAGGAGCAGAAGGAUCUAGAGCAGCAUCUGGAACAGGACUGGGAACAACAUCUGGAACAGAAGGAUCUAGAGCAGCAUCUGGAUCAGGACUGGGAAAAACAUCUGGAACAGAAAAAUCUAGAUCAGCAUCUGGAUCAGGAUUGGGAACGACAUUUCGAGCAGAAGAAUCUAGUGCAGCAUCUGGAUCAGGAUUGGGAACAACAUCUGGAGCAGAAGGAUCUAGAGCAGCAUCUGGAUCAGGACUGGGGACAACAGAAGGAUCUGGAUCAGGACUGGAGUGCUGCCCAAUGUGUCUGAUGCCAUUUCCUGCAGGGUUCACCCAAAUGCAAUGUGAUGGUCAUCUUGCACAAUGUUUAUCAGAGAUGAAUGAAGAUAUUAUUUGGUGAUGAUGGAAUGAGGAAAUUCUGUUAUAUUAUUUUAGAUACUUGUGUUUUCCUUUAUGAGCUUGCAAAGUAUUACUUUAAUGUAGGGCUGCACGAUUAAUCGCAUGCGAUCGUCAUGCGUGUCUCUUUAGUGAAGCUGGUUCUGUGAUCAGUACUAAAUAUCCAACACCUGCUUUCAAAUGGAGCGGCACUUAAUAUACAGAUCCGUAGUUCGCUGACAAGCUACGCAAUAUCGCAUUUAUAACUGAAUGCGAUUC